UUGAAAAGUUAGCGAAUUAUAAAGCUUCUUUUACAUUAUAAUUUAUGUUACAUACAAUAACGUAGGUCAUUUCAGUUUUUACAUGUUUAAUGCUUUAUAAAUAAUAAUAGUUGGAGAACUUUGACGUAUUUUUAGGAGUUUUGUAUCAAAUGAGCAAGUAGCGCUGAAACAAUCAAAUAAAGUUCGUGAAGAUGUCUGAAAAAUCCCCACUAUUGCAAAACGAACAACGCAAUUAUGCUCAAGGAAGUCAGUUCGGAGAAAGACUUUUGGAUCUACCAGUACCAACAGCACCACCAACACAAAAUGAAGGACAUCUGGAAGUUGAAAAUGUUCUUCCUCCUCCAUAUUCACCUUACUCUUCAUCCGCAGGUGCAGAAAUACCAAUGAUCCCUUGUAAAGUCUGUCACACAAUGAUUGACAUUCAAGGAAAAUUAAACCAGUUUGUUGUGAAAUGCAAUAACUGCAAUGAGGCAACGCCAAUAAAAAAUGCUCCUCCUGGAAAGAAGUAUGUACGAUGUGUGUGCAAUUGUUUGCUGAUUUGUAAAGCUGAAUCACAGAAAAUCAUUUGCCCCCGACCAAACUGUAAGAGGGUUACCAAUCUGGCAACUCAUACUGUCUCUCAACCAGUUACAUGUAUUCCUGGAAUGUGUAGGAUUUCUUGUGGUCACUGUCACAGCACCUUCUUGUUCAACACCCUGAGUAAUUCAUUGGCAAGAUGUUGUUCCUGCAGAAAAGUCUCCUCAGUGGGUUAUGAGUUUGCGAGAAGAAGAGGAUUCAUUUAUCUACUACUAGCCUUUGUAUUUCUUAUCAUAGCACUUGGGUUAACGAUUGGAACAUAUGAAAUAGCAUCAACUGCUGGUGGAAUUGUUGUUGUUUAUAUAGGAGGAUUUAUUUCCUUUUUUGGAUUUCUUAUCAAAUCUUUAUACUUUUUUACCAUGAAAGUCAGCACAAUUGAGGGUCCAGCUUAAGGACAUCUAUUUUGUAUGGGAAAUUUAUCACAUUCAAAUGUUGGGACAUGUACCACAUACCCUGAUUUUUUGUUUUGUUGCAACUGUAUAUUCAAGUAUAAAUUUUUUUUAUUAAUAAUAAUGUACUGUACUUAAGUAUAUUGAUACAAUCUAGUGUGGUAAUUAGUGUCAUGAAAUAAUGUGAGAAAUGUAUGUAAAGCAAAUUUCAUCACAUAAAAUUGUAAUAGAAUGCAAUUAAUAGUCCUAUAAUACUAAAGUGACUUUUUUGUUUAAAUAUAUUUUGUACUACAUACCCUGAUUUUUUGUUUUGUUGUAAUUAUAUGUUCAAAUGUACAUUUUUGUAAUGAGCAAUAGGUUUUUUUUGUUUGUAGUUAAACACAAAGUUACACAAUGGGCUAUCUGUGCUCUGACCACCACGGGUAUCGAAACCUGGUUUCUAGAGCAACAGUGUGCUGUACUUUAAGUACAUAUCUGUAAAAUUUUGUAUAAUAAUUAAUGUAAUCAAAUAUUGCAGAAAGUAUGCUUAAAGCAUAUUUCAUUACAUAAAUUGUCAUAUGAUACAGUUAAUGGUUCUGUUAAAUUAUGGAUACUUUAAAAUACUAAAGUAAUUUAUUUGUUUAAAAAAGUUCUUAACUAUAUUUUGUCAAUAUUGGAUGCCCAUAAAUGAUCACGAAGUGGUUUAAAAUGUUUGUGUUAUUGUUAUAUACUAAGUUUAUGUUGGGAAGUUAUUUUAAAAUACAAGAUGAAAGAAUUUAUUGUGUGUGGAGGUAAACAGCUUAAACAUUUGAUACUUAAAAUCAUUUACUGAAGUUUUUUUUUAAAAAAAAGAGGCUGAAAUUUGAUGCUUAAUUCCAGAAAAAUUGGGAUUCACAAAUUUAUAUUAUUAUAACCUUAAUUUACAGCAAGAUAAACAUAUUAGCUGCAUGUUUCAAGUAUGAUUUCAGUAUAUUUGAAGUUGUUCUUAUAUUAAUAUUUUUAAUUAUAUUAGAAUACUUAUAAGCUUUAAAAAACAGUUAAAGAUAUAACAACAACAAAGCUAAAUAAUGGGUUAUCUGUGUUAUGCCCACCACGAGUAUCAAAACCUUGUUUUUAGCAUUAUAAACCUUCAGACUUGCUGCUGAGCCACUGGAAGGGCUUAAAGAUAUGAAAAAAAUGUGGUUUGAAUAGGAUGACAUCUUAAGACAUUUCAGUAUGUUUAUUUAUUGUACAUCUUAGCUAAUAGCAGGAAGUUGAACUACUUGUGCUGUUAAUAGGCCAUUUUUAUUAAAGAUAAUACACAAAAUGUUGAAUCACAAAUACUUACUUUUGAGUUUUAUGAAAGUCACUGUAUCUCAGUUGGGUAUUGUAAUCCUUACAUGGAUUAGUAUUUAUCUACUUAUGAAAAUAUUUUUAUUUAUAAUAAACAUAUUCAACAAGGCC
Molecule: messenger RNA, 2387 nt
Organism: Limulus polyphemus (Atlantic horseshoe crab)
Lineage: Eukaryota; Metazoa; Arthropoda; Merostomata; Xiphosura; Limulidae
Product: type I phosphatidylinositol 4,5-bisphosphate 4-phosphatase-B-like
Exons: 8
Coding region: 192-968 (258 amino acids)
Biological process (GO): phosphatidylinositol dephosphorylation
Cellular component (GO): late endosome membrane; phagocytic vesicle membrane; plasma membrane
Molecular function (GO): phosphatidylinositol-4,5-bisphosphate 4-phosphatase activity
Source: RefSeq, a predicted model, not a curated record